UGACGAAAGCGGAAAUGAAGCCGCUCUCUGGUUACUGUGUUGCGUUUAUGUGAAGCUUAGUGUUUGAUAAAUAUAUUUGUGUGUGUGUGUGUGUGUGUGUGUGUGUGUGUGUGUGUGUAGGUGAAUGUUUGUUGUUUCAAAGAUUGAUCAUUAGACUGUGAUAGAUUAACGCCUGGGCUGUCGAUAUGGAGACUGUACAGAAGGAACCGGAUGCGGAGUGUGGCAGUUCCUCGUGUAUGGGCAAUGGGAAAUCUAAGCUGGACACAUUGUCCAAAGAUGAUCUCAUUAAAUUUGCAAAAAAGCAGAUGGCUGCGAUGCAGAAGUUAAAGUCGAAGUGUUCAGAUUUAGAAGAGAAGGUUGAAGCGCUGAAGGCUGGUCAAGGGGAUUCCGUAAUACAGGAGCUGACUGAGAGAAUGGAUGCGGUAUUGCUCGAGAAAGCAGAGACUCAACAGAUGCUUGUGUUGCUGCGCAAAGAAAAUGAAACACUGAGAAACCAAAGUGAAGAGUCAAUGGAGACACUGGCUGCUCUCCAGCAGAAACUAGAGCAUUCUGAAAAGGACGACACUGAAAAGAUAAAGCUUAUGGAAGAACAGAUUGAAAGCACAGAAAAAAAAUACAGAGAGGAAUUGGAGUUUUUUAAAAAAACAGCGAAAGAAAAUGAAGAAAUCCAGAGACAUAGACUUCAGGAAGACUUCAAUUCUCAAAUCGAGGCAAUUCGUAAAGAAUAUGAGAGCAAGAUAUCUGAUUUGGAGCGGAAUCUGGAACUGGCUAAAAAAGAAUGGAUAACUGAGAAGGAGACUCUUGAGGAAACUCACCAGAAAACUCUCCAAAAAUCCCAAGAAGAUCUUGAGAAUUGUCAGGAGAUGAUUUCAGGGCUGAACAAACAGCAUGAAGAUGAGGUCAGGUAUCUGGAAGAACAGCUUGAAAUCAAUGCUACAGAGUUUGAUAUGGAGAGGGAGAGGCUGUUGUUGGUCCAGGAAGAGCUUUCAGAGCAAAUAGCACUUAAAGAAUGCUACCUCCAGGAUGUUCAAGAGGAAGAAGAAGACCUCAACAGAAGGACCCAAAAGCCAUCAGAAUUGAUUAAAGCAUUGGAUUCCUCAAUGGCAGAAGACCCAGAGAGUGAAACGGACAAAUUGAGAUUAGCUCUGCAGGAUUUACAGUCACAAAACACGAUGCUUAAAGAGGAACUCACGUUUCUCACCAAUGUUAAGACUGAGCUUGAGGGUGAUCUGCAACAUUUAAAGGAGGAGUUCAGUGUGGAAAGGGAAGAACUGGAGUUCAAGAUUAAUGAAAUGCAAAUGACUAAAGAAGAAGGUGAGAUUUGCCCUGAAAAGGAGGUUCAUUUUCUAAACGCAGCAGAGAAUAUACGUCUUGAAGAACAUGAUCGGAUUCUUCACGAAUUAAAAGAGUCGCACAAAGCAGAAAUGAAAGAACUAGAGGCUUUUCUCAUUUCCAAUAAUGAGCGUGAAAAAGAAGCUAUUGUUCAAUCUUCCCAUGAUCUGCAAAACACAUGCAAGAGGCUUUCUGAGGAGAACAACGCUAUUGUCAGUGAAUAUGAACACACACAAGAAAUUCUGAGAAACAUUGAGAUGGAGCUUGGAGACAGAACAUCUGACUUUGUGAAGAAAUACAAUGCCAUGAAAGAGCAGGCAGCAGUUUCAAUUCAGGAGUUAGAGGAAAAGCUCAAGGAGAAGGAUAGUAUAAUAGAGAAACUAAAGUGCUUAGAGCAAACCCAGGAUAAAUCCUGCAAUACUUCAGCCAAGGACUUGCCUGUGUCAAAUGAGGAAAUGGCUGAACUGCAAAAAGAUCACCAAGCUGCAUUAGAAGACUGGGAUGCUCUCAGAAAAGAUCUGGAGACUAAUGAAGAAAAACUUCUUGAGGUACGGAAGCAAGUCUGUUAUAUACUUGCUCAGAUCUACUCUGUGAAAAUCGAUGAAGACAAAGACAUCUCUGGAUUGCUGCACCAUCUUCUAUCCAGAGCUGAAGAAGAUAAAUCAAUUUCUACUGUGUUAAAUGAGGAAAAGGCCAAAUUACAAGAAGAGCUGCAAGCUGUGUCUGAUGAGAGGAAUGAUCUAAAGAAGCUUAUUGACACUAAUGAAAGAAAACAUUAUGAUAUACAACAGCAAGUUUGUGAAAUACUGGAGCAGAACUACUCUGUGAAAAUAAUCGGGGAGGAAGACAUAUCUGUACUGCUGAACAAUCUUCUGUCUAGCGUUCAGGAAGAAAAAAGGAGUUGUAUUGUGUUAAAUGAGGAAAAAAAUAAACAACAAAAAGACCUGGUGACCGUGGUUCAAGAAAGGGAUGAUCUGAAGAGACGUACGGAAAACCUUGAAAGAGAGCUUUCUGAUGCACAGAACAAUGUCUGUAAAAUGCUGGAACAAAACUACUCUGUGAACAUAGACAAAGAAGAGGACAUCUCUGUCCUGCUGAAGCAUCUCCUGUCAAGAGUCGAAGAAGAAAAACUGACAUUAACACAGCAGUUGGAGGAAAAAGAAGUACAGUUGUCGCAGCAAAAGCAGCAGGCCGAACUCAGUGAUGAGGCGUGCCUACAGAAGACCAGACCGAGUGGAGUUCACUCAGAUACUGAAAAUUUGCAAGAGGACCAAACGCAGCAAGGUGAAAUAACAGGGAAUGUGAUGGGCCAAGAACAUGAAGAGGAACCUGCAGGCGAAAGUGGUGCUCAAGAAACAGAUGACAUGAAAAGGCUCCAACAGAAGCUAAGUGAAAAAGAGGCCACAAUAGCCCAUCUAAGGGAAGAAAUUUCCCAUUUACAGGAAUCCAAGCUAUCUACACUGAAUGAAAACAUGAAGCAAAUAGAAUGUCUGGAAAAAGAAAGCAAAGAGAAAGAAGAACGGUUGAAUAAAUUCAAAGCUGUAGCUGUGAAAGCAAAGAAGGAACUGGACAACAGCAAAAAAGAGGCAUCUAGACUAAAAGAAGAAUUGGAGGCUUUGAGGACUGAAAGAGAUAAAAUGUCAGACUCCAUGAAGGCCAUAAUCCAUGGUGCAGAGGCCUAUAAGAAUCUUAUGAUUGAGUAUGACAAGCAAACUGAGCUGUUGGAUAAAGAAAAAGAGAAACUGGAGGCAGCAGAAAAAAUAGUUGGGGACUUGACCAAACGUCUGCAUGUAGCUGUUGAGCAGCAUAAGCAACUUUCUUCUGAGAGAGAUGACCUGAUGGCCCAUAACGAAAGUCUCCAAAGUAAUGUUCGAGAGCUGGAGGCACAGGCUCUUGAGAUGCACAAACACAAAUCUUCAAUCGAGAGAGACCUGGAGGCAGAAAGGCUUUUAAAAGAGCUAAAAACAAAGGAGCAUGCAUGUGCUGUAAAGGAAGUUGAGGAGCUCCAGAUAUUGCAACAGAAACAGAAACAACAGUUUCAGCAGACAGAGCAAGAGUUGGAGCAGCUUAGAAAGGAUGCCCAGCAGAGCACAUUGUUGGACAUGGAGAUGGCAGAUUAUGAGCGGCUGGUCAAAGAUCUCAAUCUGCAGCUUUCAGACAAGGAUAGACAGCUGAAAGAGCAUGAAAGACAAACACAGGCUCAGAAUGAGAGGGAGGAGAGACUGAACAAGGAAAUAGAAUCAUUAAAGUCACUUGUGGACAUCGGAGAGGAGAAGACCACAAAGGUUAAACAGCUGCUGGUGAAAACUAAGAAGGAUUUGGCAGAUGCCAAGAAAGCAGAAGCAUCUCAGAUGAUCCAGCAGUCUUCUCUGAAAGGGGAAUUGGAGGCAAUUCAACAGCAGCUGGAGACGUACAAGAUUCAAUGUAGUGAACUGACUGCAGAUCAGCACAGGCUUCAGGAGCAGCUAAAGUCAGUGAGCGAUCAGCAUCAGAAAUCUGUCACUUCCUACCAGCACCAAGUGACCACUUUACAGAAUGAUCUGACCUCCACAAAGGCUGAAUUUGAGUCCACAAAGUCAGAGUUUGAAAGUUACAAGGUGCGAGUACACAAUGUGCUUAAGCAGCAGAGAAAUAAGAGCAAUACUCAAAGCGAUGGUGAUUUUUCCAAGGAAAACAGGGAGAACAUGGAGACCAUGCUGGACCAGUUAAGGUCCAAGCUGCAAGAAAGUCAACUUAAUGCAAAGAGCUGCAAUGCAGAGCUACAGCAGCUUCAAGCGGAAUAUGACACACUUUUGGAGCGUCACAACAAAAUGUUGCAGCAGACUAUAACUAAGGAGGCAGAACUGAGAGAGAGGUUACUGUCACUGCAUUCAGAGAAUGUAGCACUAAAAUCAGAGCACAGCCAGUCAGUAGCGCAGCUAACGGCACAAACAGAAACAUUACGUGGUAGCUUCCGUGAGCAGCUGCACCACUUGCAGGCUGAACAUCGCAGCACGGUAGAGACCCUGCAGCACCAAAUCAGCAACCUGGAGACCCAGCUGUUCCAGCUGCAAAAAGAUCCUGCUACUUCAGUUUCUCAGCAGCAGAGCAAGAAGCCUCAGUCAGACAAGAAGGUUACGGAUCUUCCAUUGUUUGAGAUGAACAUGGCUCGAGAGGAAGGUGAGGGAAUGGAGACAACAGAAACGGAGUCUCUCUCCACACCAGGGACUCCUCCUCCCAGUCUCGAGCAGCUCCUCACGUCACCUGAUCCCAAACAUGAACCGUUUGUGUGGCAGGUGGAGCCCACAAAGGAGGAGCUAACAAACCAACUGAAUACAGCCACACGUAGCAUGGAGCACAUGAACAGCCUGUUACAUGAGAGUGAAGCCACCAACGCCAUCCUCAUGGAGCAGAUCAACCUCCUAAAAAGUGAGAUGCGUCGACUGGAGCGAAAUCAGGAGCGAGAGAAAUCCGUUGCAAACCUGGAGUAUCUGAAAAAUGUGUUGCUGCAGUUUAUCUUCCUUCGUGCUGGCAGUGAGAAGCAGGCGCUGCUGCCUGUCAUACACACAAUGCUGCAACUCAGCCCAGAAGAGAAGAGUAAACUUUCUGCCAUUGCACACGGUGAAGAAGAGGCUGCAGCGUCCAGAGGAUCCGGUUGGACUUCAUAUCUCCACAGUUGGUCUGGGAUCAGAUAAGAACGCAAAGCCUUAAGUAUGCACAGUUUCCAUAAAUGUCUGUAUGAUUCUAUAUUAAAAAAUAGGAAAGUAUACCUAUAUUUUUUAAUGAUUCGUUUUUUAUAUAUAUGCUUGUGAAGAGGGUAUGCAGUUGACUUAUGUCGCGAAUCCAUAGCUCACACUUUUUGCACACAUCUUUUAAUCAGCUUUCCCUGUGAUAUGUGAAGAUAAUCCAAGUGAUUAAUAUGUAGUAUCUCAAGCCACAAUGAUUAUAAUCAAAAAUAUCAAAAGAGGUUAAAGAAAUUUACUGAAAUGUUGAAAUUUUAUUUUACCUGUCCUGCUUCUACCUGUCAAUCUACUGUAUCAUCUUGUAACUGAAAUGAAAAAUAAAUUGUUCUGUG
This is a messenger RNA of Hemibagrus wyckioides, 5386 nucleotides long. RefSeq names its product GRIP and coiled-coil domain-containing protein 2. Lineage: Eukaryota; Metazoa; Chordata; Actinopteri; Siluriformes; Bagridae. The record is from RefSeq and is a predicted model, not a curated record. The transcript is spliced from 23 exons. Bases 186 to 5006 code for a protein of 1606 amino acids. Gene Ontology annotation, biological process: late endosome to Golgi transport. Gene Ontology annotation, cellular component: Golgi apparatus.